AGGGGUCGCUGUCGGCAGCAAGAGGCGGGAAGUGGCCAAGGAAAAGCGGAGCGGCCGACGCUCUCCGCGCAGUCUAUGGUGAUUAAGAGUCCUCGCCAGCGACGAGGGAGCGCGCGCUCUGCUGUCGCGGGCGGACUGGCUAGGCUUCUGGGACUCGUUGGUGUCGCCGGCGGCCCUGGCCCUCCUUCGGCGGAAACAUGGCGGCGGCCAUUGCGGACUGUAUUCUCACAGCAAGCAAACAUUCCUUUCCCUGACACCAUGAUCUGUCUUGUGGCAGAGUCCGGCCAACCUGGGGCUUCCUCUUCUUGAAGCAAAUAUUAUGGAUCAUGAGGCCCCAACCAUCCGGCCACGUCGGAUCCAGAACCAGAACGUCAUCUACCGCCUGGAACGUCGGCGGAUCACCUCCGGCAAGACUGGCACUCACUGGCACCAGGUCCGCGUCUUCCACCAGAACGUCUUCCCCAACUUCACCGUGGUCAAUGUUGAGAAACCGCCCUGCUUCUUACGGAAGUUCUCCCCUGACGGACGCUACUUCAUUGCCUUCUCCUCAGACCAGACUUCUCUGGAGAUCUAUGAAUAUCAGGGGUGCCAGGCAGCCGAGGACCUCCUGCAGGGCUACGACGGGGAGAUCUUGGCCAACGGCAACGACCAAAGGUCCAUCAACAUCCGCGGGCGGCUCUUUGAGCGGUUCUUCGUCCUCCUGCACAUCACCAACGUAGCCUCAAACGGCGAGCACUUGAACCGCGAGUGCAGCCUCUUCACAGAUGACUGCCGCUAUGUCAUUGUUGGCUCUGCUGCCUACCUGCCGGAGGAGCCCCACCCUCCGUUUUUUGACGUUUACCGCAAUAGUGAGUCAGUGACUCCUAACCCCCGGUCGCCUUUGGAAGACUACUCCUUGCACAUCAUUGACCUCCACACGGGCAAGCUGUGCGACACCAGGACAUUCAAGUGCGACAAAGUCAUCUUGUCCCACAACCAAGGACUCUACCUGUACAAGAACAUCCUGGCCAUCCUUUCUGUACAGCAGCAAACCAUCCACGUCUUCCAGGUCACCCCCGAGGGCACCUUCAUCGACGUCCGGACAAUUGGCCGCUUCUGCUACGAGGAUGACCUCCUCACGCUCUCCGCUGUCUAUCCCGAGGUCCAGCGGGACUCCCAGACGGGGAUGGCCAACCCGUACAAAGAGCCGUUCAUCAACUCCCUGAAGCACAGGCUGCUGGUCUACUUGUGGCGCCGGGCGGAGCAGGACGGGAGCGCCAUGGCCAAGAGGAGGUUCUUCCAGUAUUUCGACCAGUUGAGGCAGCUCCGCAUGUGGAAGAUGCAGCUCUUGGACGAGAACCACCUCUUCAUCAAAUACACCAGCGAGGACGUGGUCACGUUGCGGGUGACGGACCCUUCACAGCCUUCGUUCUUUGUCGUCUACAACAUGGUGACCACGGAGGUGAUUGCGGUGUUUGAGAACACGUCAGACGAGCUGCUGGAACUCUUUGAGAACUUCUGCGACCUCUUCCGGAACGCCACGCUGCACAGCGAAGCGGUCCAGUUCCCCUGCUCCGCCUCCAGCAACAACUUCGCCAGGCAGAUUCAACGCCGGUUUAAGGACACAAUUGUGAAUGCCAAGUACGGUGGGCACACGGAAGCCGUGCGGAGGCUGCUGGGCCAGCUCCCCAUCAGUGCUCAGUCGUACAGUGGCAGCCCAUACCUCGACCUCUCCCUCUUCAGUUACGAUGACAAGUGGGUGUCUGUCAUGGAGCGGCCCAAGACGUGUGGCGAUCACCCUAUCAGGUUACAUUGUAUUUAUCUGAAAGGAAGCGGACUCUGAAUUCAAGGUGACCCCCUGAUUUCCAGCAGUGUCUGCGUCCUCCAAGAUCUGUGAGGAUCGCCAGGGGUUGAGCCAAGAGCACACGAUGUAUACGCAUUGUCUUGCCUUGUUCUUCCGAUUGUUUUUCUCACUGCUGUCCUUGAUGUUCCGUGAAGGCUCCACCGGGCAGCCUUUGUCUAGGUGGCUGUGUGUCUGUGUGUGUGUGUCCCCGUCCCCCACCCCCUAACAAAAGACAGCCGUGCUGCAGAUAUUCUCAGUAAUGGGCUUCUGUGAUGAAGCAAGUCGCUGCCGCCUCUCCGCUCAGCAGCCGGGGGUUCGGAAGGCGAGAGGCCACAUCGAGCGUUCCAGAGCCGUUGAGUUCUCUUGUCUCCAGUGCCUACUUAGGAGCCAGAAGAGCCUUCAGUUGGAGGGGUGGACCCCUGACCCGUAGAGAGAGUUCCUCAACAAAGGCGUUUGGGUGCCGGAGGCAGGACGAGUCUGUGUAGUGAUGCCAUAAAUGAAAGGAUUGACAACUAUUGCCACCUUUUUAAUAACGUCUGUCACUGGCUGCGUCUCACCUUGCCUAAUGGGAGGGCAGGACCCAGUUGUAAGAAAUGAGUUAGGAGGGUUUGCUUGGGAAUUUCCCUCUAAAGAGCACGUGAAGCUUCCUCUUACUGAGCAUCACUCUGGUUCAGCUGGCCUACAUAGGAAGCU
Hemicordylus capensis (graceful crag lizard) is the source of this 2515-nucleotide messenger RNA. RefSeq names its product DET1 partner of COP1 E3 ubiquitin ligase (gene DET1). Gene Ontology annotation, biological process: protein ubiquitination; positive regulation of proteasomal ubiquitin-dependent protein catabolic process. Gene Ontology annotation, cellular component: cullin-RING ubiquitin ligase complex; nucleus. NCBI's taxonomy places the organism in Eukaryota, Metazoa, Chordata, Lepidosauria, Squamata, Cordylidae. The transcript is spliced from 5 exons. The record is from RefSeq and is a predicted model, not a curated record. The coding region runs from base 320 to 1822 and encodes 500 amino acids. Gene Ontology annotation, molecular function: ubiquitin-like ligase-substrate adaptor activity; ubiquitin protein ligase binding.